Messenger RNA from Stylophora pistillata, 1775 nucleotides. Its product is annotated as galanin receptor 2b. Gene Ontology annotation, cellular component: membrane. Gene Ontology annotation, biological process: G protein-coupled receptor signaling pathway. NCBI's taxonomy places the organism in Eukaryota, Metazoa, Cnidaria, Anthozoa, Scleractinia, Pocilloporidae. Gene Ontology annotation, molecular function: G protein-coupled receptor activity. The record is from RefSeq and is a predicted model, not a curated record.
UGUUCCCCCGUGUAUUCAGCUGACUAGGAACACCACGUGUAGAGGUAGUAUAUUUAAUUGUAUUUUUCUCUCGCAUUUAUCAUGUGGAAGCCAUCCUUGCGGAUCUAAGCAAACCUAUGGCGAUCUUGCUGCAAUCUGAUGAAUGAGGGACAAAAGCUAUUUAUUAGAAUCGGAAUCUCAUUUACUGUUAGAAGCACUGAAACAGCUACGUUCGAUCAAGCAUGCCUGGAAGUAAUAACACGAGCAGAAAUUUUACCGAAGCAACGAUUUCAACUCACGAUGUGGUUUUCGCCUCCUUGUACUCCUUCAUAGUUCUCUUUGGAGUGAUAGGAAACUCAAUCGUGAUCACAAUAAUUCUCAAAACCCAAUCAAAUCACACAACAACUAACUAUCUGCUAAUGAACUUGGCUUUGGCAGACUUACUAACGUUGUUGUUUUGCCCUGGACUGUACGACUUUGCGCUUCAGAACGUUUAUCUAAAUGGAUUCUCGGGAGAUCUGAUCUGCAAGCUGUUUGCAGGAAAUGCAAUAGUUCCAAUUACCAUCAACGUGGCCGUUCUUACGGUUUGCACGAUUGCUGUGGAAAGGUAUCUGGCGCUUCUCAAACCUUUUCACUCUAAUUUGAGAAUCAAGGAGGAUCGGGUUAAAUAUUUCAUAGCUGGGCUGUGGUUGUUAGGCUUGUUGUCGUGCAUCCCAGAUAUUCAAGCCAAUACGUACAACGUCACUUCGACUUAUUCAAAAUAUCCCUGCAAACGUCCAUGGAGUUUAGAUGAAUACUUCCUUCACAAGCCCUUUAUCAUCUUCACGUGUGCUGGUUUUGGUGUGGUGAGUUUUGUUAUCCUUCUAUUCUGCUAUUUUGAAAUCAUCCGUGGCUUAUAUUUCACAAAAACAAUUUUUUCCGAGUCGUCUGUCACGGGAAGCCGUGAAAAACAAGAAAAAAAACGACUGGCUAAACUUCUCAUUUGGCUCACCAUUAUAUUCGCCCUCUGCUCGCUGCCAUUUGCUGUAUUUUUCAUAUUUUUGAUAUCUUCUAAGCAAGCAUUCGUCCAGGAUAAUUACAAUACUCUUCAUCUACUUCACAGACUAUGUCGUUUUUGCCUUUUUUCGAACUCCUUUUUCAAUCCAUUCCUUUACGCCUUGCAAAGUUCCAAUUUUAGGGACGGUUUCAAGAGAAUCUUCCAAAGCUGCAUGCUCUUUAGAGCCUUAAGAAGAACAUCUCAGAAAUCUUACUGUGUGGAACUAGGUGGACUUGCUAAGCUGUGAGGUUAGAGAAACAGUUUUGUGCCCUCAAUUAGGUACCACUGUCGCAACACUUGAAACAAUCACCAUACUCAUACAGAAGGACUAAAAAUCGCCCACUAUAACAAGCUCCGCCGUAAAUAAGAACUGAUCCCUGCCAUUAUUCAUGGAGGAUUAUUUCAUUCGCAUGUUCUCGAGGAUAAUUACAAAAAACUUCUAUCUUUACGAUGCCGAAAUAUAAAACUAUUACUUUAGGUCUUAUUUCCACACAGUUGAUUCCAAAUCCUAAUCAGCAGAACUUUUAUUUAAUCUUAAUUGUAAUUUUCAUGGCCUCACUAAUCAUCGUAAUGAUAUGUAGCUAGGUUGGCAACGGGUACUUUAAACUUUAAUGAAAUACUCCCAAAACAGGUUUUUCGGUACCUAUUUGCAAAUAUGAAUGCUAACUAUAUCUGACAAUCUAUUGUUAAAUUCUAAAUUCUAAUACAUUGUUUAUUAUCUUUUAAAAUUCCCCUGCAUUAAUAAACAUUUGCUAUUGUC